Oryzias melastigma (Indian medaka) is the source of this 950-nucleotide messenger RNA. RefSeq lists its product as uncharacterized. The transcript has 2 exons. NCBI's taxonomy places the organism in Eukaryota, Metazoa, Chordata, Actinopteri, Beloniformes, Adrianichthyidae. The coding region runs from base 119 to 502 and encodes 127 amino acids. The record is from RefSeq and is a predicted model, not a curated record.
GGACCCCCACACAUGUCAGAGCACAAUGCCCUUCCACUCAUGCACAUAACUCCUCUUGACAACAUCCUCUGACCUCCCCAGGAAACUCUUCCCUUUUUAUAUUUCUCAAGGAUCCAACAUGAAGCCCAAAUCUCUGCACAGACUAUUGGACAGGAAUUCAGCAUCAGCUGAGGCUUUCGGUCGGGCAGUGAAAUACAAACAGCACGUCGACUGUGAAGAAACGGGCGAAGACGGAGAGGAAACGCAGAAGCAGAGGGAAACGCCAUUUGCUUUUCAGCAGGAGAAGUAUGAGCCGUUAAUGGAUGAUGAUGCCAAGGAGGAGAGGAAGAAAAAGAAGAAGGAAAACUACAAAAAAGUGAAGAAGAAUGUUGGAAAAGCUCUUCGCAUCACCUGGAAGUGUUUUAUGCUCGGUCUCUACAAUUUUGCCCUUGGUUAUGCUGCUCCCGUCACAGUGACUGCUGCUUUUGGGACGGACUCUAAGCCCGGGAGAAACAGAACCUGAGCAGGAAUCUUCUCCUGAUUGUUUUGAAGCUGCUGUAUAAGUUAUAUAAUUUUCCUGCAGAAGCUGACCAAAGACUUUGCUCUUUCUAUGUUUUUGCUUUCAAUAUGUAUACGUUGAUUUUUGUCUAUGUUUAGUCUUUCUGUUUCAUACAAGAAUUUCUAUUAAAAGUCAUCAUACAAUUUAUUAUAAAAAUUACAUUGUUUUUUCUAUGAAUGUUGAAAGUUACUCAGUUGGAAUUUGAAUGUGUACUGAUGAAAACUGCAUGUUUAAAGGGAAUUUGACUGUUUUUAAUGGAUUUUUAGACAAAGAUUGAAAAAUGUAAAAUUAUUUUAAAGGAAUAUUGGGCUGUGGUUCUUUGCUGGGACAAGAUUUAUGAAAUCGAAUGAACAAAUCUUUAUUUUUGUAUUGUUAUAGUUAUGACUCAUGAAAUAAAAAAGUUCCAAAAACA